AUGUCCUGCCUGCUACCUCUAAAGCGCCCUCCCCCUUUUGUUUUGUGGCGACAGCAGCGUCGAUGGAUGAGUGUGCGACCGAUGAAGGAGAGUGAUGUUGUUCCAAAGAGGGAGAAAGUGACCAUCCAGACUCUUCAAGUCUUGCGAUCCCGGAAAGAACCGAUAACGAUGUUGACCGCGUACGACUAUCCAACUGCGCUCGCGUGCUCGUCCAAUCCAGCGAUCGACAUAACUCUCGUGGGUGAUUCGCUGGCCCAAGUUUGUCUUGGUCUCAAAUCGACCACGCAACUCACCCUGGAUCAAAUGAUUCACCAUGCGACUGCUGUUGCACGAGGAACAACGCAUCCGCUUCUCAUCGCCGACAUGCCGUUUGGAUCUUACCAUGCUUCAGUUGAGCAAGCUAUCAACAAUGCUGUCAGGAUGGUCCGUGAAGCCCAAGUUGAGGCGAUCAAGCUUGAGGGGGGUGAAGAGAUCGUGGAACUUGUUCGACGCCUGACUUCACUCGGCAUACCCGUCAUGGCUCAUAUCGGCUUGUUACCGCAACGCCAUGUAGCUUCGUCAGGUUACAAGGUUCAAGGGAGAAGCUUAGAUGCCGCCAAAGCUAUGAUGAGAACCGCAAAGUUGCUCGAACAAGCGGGUGCUUUCUCCAUGGUCGUCGAGGCGGUACCGAAAGAGCUGGGUCAGUUCAUCACCGACAACCUUUCCAUUCCAACGAUUGGAAUCGGCGCGGGACCCAGUACAAGCGGCCAGGUUCUUGUUUGGGACGAUGCAAUGGGCACUUGGAAUGGCCACAAAGCCAAGUUUGUCCGUCGUUUUGCCAACAUGCAAGCUAUUAGGGACGAGGGUGUGCAGAACUAUGCCCAAUCAGUGAAAGACGGAUCGUUCCCCGACCCUCAGCGCGAGAGUUAUACGAUCGACAAAACAGAAUGGACGCGUUUUCUUGAGGAAAUGGCCCAAACGAAGUAA
Mycena indigotica is the source of this 966-nucleotide messenger RNA. RefSeq names its product 3-methyl-2-oxobutanoate hydroxymethyltransferase. Gene Ontology annotation, molecular function: 3-methyl-2-oxobutanoate hydroxymethyltransferase activity; magnesium ion binding. Lineage: Eukaryota; Fungi; Basidiomycota; Agaricomycetes; Agaricales; Mycenaceae. The coding region runs from base 1 to 966 and encodes 321 amino acids. The transcript is spliced from 3 exons. Gene Ontology annotation, cellular component: mitochondrion. Gene Ontology annotation, biological process: pantothenate biosynthetic process. The record is from RefSeq and is a predicted model, not a curated record.